UCUAUCCCUUUUGGAUCGCCACACAAUUCCACGAUCACAGAGAGAGGGGGGCCCCAAAAAGAAUCAAUAUUACGUUACGUUUCUUCCCAUUCCAUAUCAUUCUUUCCGCCCCGUGUCGCUUCCGUUUGCCGACCUUGUCUUCUGGGGUUCAGCGAAGCGUUGCGAGUUCCGGCCAGGAGGACCGGAACGCGUGGAAAAGAUGGCGAUCAGUCUCUUCGAUGGGAGUGCCAACUUGCAAUGCGGAUGGAACUUGCAUAUCAAGAAACAGCAUCAACAUGCUGCCGGACUUUCUAGUUUAGUUUUCAAGACCGGUUUCUUAACCGAUGUUACCAGGUUAUGUGCAAUUUCCAGUGCUGCACAUGGUGCAGUAUUUCGUUCUGUCCGUGCGCCGGUGCCAAAGAGCAUCUCUGCCGCUAGGAGUGCUAGAAUUUUGUGCUUGCAAGACGACAAUAGCAAUACAAAGUAUUUUGAUUUUGUAGUCGUUGGCAGUGGUGUCGCUGGGCUAAGGUAUGCUCUAGAGGUUUCAAAACAUGGAUCUGUUGCCGUAAUUACUAAGGCAGAGCCCCAUGAGAGCAACACAAAUUAUGCUCAGGGUGGAGUAAGUGCUGUUUUGUGCCCUUCAGAUUCGGUAGAGAGUCACAUGCAAGACACUAUUGUUGCAGGGGCUUAUCUCUGUGAUGAAGAAACAGUCAGGGUAGUGUGCACAGAGGGCCCAGAUCGAGUUAAAGAAUUAAUUGCUAUUGGUGCAUCAUUUGAUCAUGGACAUGAUGGAAAAUUGCAUCUAGCCAGGGAAGGAGGGCAUUCUCAUAACAGAAUUGUUCAUGCUGCUGAUAUGACUGGACGAGAGAUUGAACGGGCAUUGCUGAAGGCUGUUGAUGAUGAGCUGAACAUACAUUUGUUUGGCCACCAUUUCGCUAUAGAUCUACUGACUUCUCAGGGUAAUGAUGAGAUAUAUUGUCACGGUGUGGAUACACUGAAUACAGAAACUCAACAGGUUGUCCGUUUUAUCGCAAAAGUAACAUUGCUAGCAUCGGGUGGAGCUGGACAUAUAUACCCGACAACAACCAAUCCACUAGUAGCUACAGGAGAUGGAGUUGCAAUGGCCCGCCGUGCUCAGGCUGUUAUUUCAAACAUGGAAUUUGUGCAGUUCCACCCCACAGCCUUAGCUGAUGAAGGCCUCCCAAUUAAGCCAACUAACAGACGAGAUAAUGCUUUUCUGAUCACAGAAGCAGUCAGAGGAGAUGGUGGCAUCCUCUAUAAUCAGUCAAUGCAGAGAUUUAUGCCAUUGUACGAUGAACGAGCAGAGCUAGCUCCAAGGGAUGUAGUUGCAAGAAGCAUAGAUGAUCAACUGAAAAAACGAGGAGAGAAGUAUGUUCUACUGGACAUAAGCCAUAAGCCAAGAGAACAAAUACUUGCACACUUCCCCAAUAUCGCAGCAGAGUGUCUCAGAUAUGGACUGGACAUAACAAGCUCACCCAUACCGGUUGUUCCAGCUGCUCAUUACAUGUGUGGUGGUAUCCGUGCAGGACUACAAGGGGAGACAAAUGUGAAAGGAUUAUAUGUGGCCGGUGAGGUUGCAUGCACGGGUUUGCACGGGGCUAAUCGCCUUGCAAGCAACUCGUUGCUUGAAGCACUGGUGUUUGCUCGACGUGCAGUGCAACCGUCGAUAGACCACAUGACCAGAUCAAGCCUUGGCAUUCAUGCUUCAACCAUGUGGACUCGUCCGGUGCUUCCCACAUCCCUUGAAAGCCACACAAUGCAGGAGAUUUUGUUCAGGACAAAAACAACAAGGGUCGAGCUACAAUCUAUAAUGUGGGAGUAUGUAGGUAUAGUACGUUCUACAAGCCGAUUGAAGACUGCAGAGUGGAAGAUUGGAGAGUUGGAGGCAGAAUGGGAGGAGUUUUUGUUCCGGAGAGAGUGGAAACCGAUGAUGGUUGGCCUGCAAGCAUGUGAGAUGAAGAAUCUUUUCUGUUGUGCUAAGCUUGUCGUGAGCAGCGCUCUUGCAAGGCAAGAAAGCCGUGGACUACAUUACAUAGAGGACUUCCCUUUCUUGGAGGAGAGUAAGAGGAAGCCAACAAUAAUAUUUCCGACUUCAUUGAAGUUGACGUGGAGCUCACAACAGGCACAUAAACUAGCAGCAGGUGCACCACGAUGAUAAAAUCUCAAUCCCGUCUUUGGCAUGCUAAUGCAAGUAUCGUACGAGAGCUAAGUCGAUUGAAAUUCAUUUAAAACCAAAGGUUGAUAGGUUUAAGUCUAUAUCUUCAAUCUCAAGCCUAAAAUGUCUCUGGCACAUGAAAGUUUGAUACUGGGAAAUACUCCUGUAACAUUGUGCAUUCCUUUUAAUACAGAAUUGAAAGUAACUUCAGUUUCUAGU
Messenger RNA from Musa acuminata subsp. malaccensis (wild Malaysian banana), 2374 nucleotides. Its product is annotated as L-aspartate oxidase, chloroplastic. Lineage: Eukaryota; Viridiplantae; Streptophyta; Magnoliopsida; Zingiberales; Musaceae. Gene Ontology annotation, biological process: NAD+ biosynthetic process. Gene Ontology annotation, molecular function: L-aspartate oxidase activity. The record is from RefSeq and is a predicted model, not a curated record.